Molecule: messenger RNA, 3837 nt
Organism: Ziziphus jujuba (common jujube)
Lineage: Eukaryota; Viridiplantae; Streptophyta; Magnoliopsida; Rosales; Rhamnaceae
Product: MDIS1-interacting receptor like kinase 2
Exons: 2
Coding region: 131-3670 (1179 amino acids)
Biological process (GO): protein phosphorylation
Cellular component (GO): plasma membrane
Molecular function (GO): protein binding; ATP binding; protein kinase activity
Source: RefSeq, a predicted model, not a curated record
AUCAUCCCUUAUAUGCUAGCUAGGAAUCUGAUCCUCCACUCUCUCCUUCGAUCUCUUUGUUCGGAGACUAUAACCCUGUAUCAACCAGAUUAUGUCUACUUAAAUAUAAUAGCUUACAGAAACAAACACCAUGAAAACCAUUCCAAAGCUUUUUCUUCUCUUUCUCUUCCAGAUUCUGUUCCUCUCAUUGCUUCCGUUGAAGACUACUACAUCUCCAACAACACAAGCAGAAGCUCUUAUCAAAUGGAAGAACAGCUUAUCUUCUUCCCCACCUUCUCUAAAUUCAUGGUCUUUCACCAACCUCAACAACCUCUGCAACUGGACCGCCGUUGUCUGCGAAAACACAACCUCAACGGUCUCCCAAAUAGACCUCUCCAAUAUCAAUGUCACCGGAACACUUACCCACUUCGACUUCACUCCAUUUCCUAAUCUCACUGUCUUCAACCUUAACAACAACACUCUCAAUGGGCCAAUUCCAGCAGCCAUUGGAGACAUGUACAAGCUCACUUUGUUGGACAUGGGCAACAACUUUUUGGAAGGGGAAAUACCUUUGGAUAUAAGCAGGUUGACAGAGCUUCAGUAUCUUAGUCUUCACAGCAACAAUCUCAAUGGUACAAUCCCCUAUCAGCUCAGCAAUCUCCAAAAGGUAUGGUACUUUGACCUUGGAUCCAACUACUUGGAAUCUCCAGACUGGUCUAAAUUUUCAUCCAUGCCAUUAUUGACCUACCUUGACCUUUAUCUCAACAGACUUGGUUCAGGAUUUCCAGAUUUUAUAUCCAAUUGUUGGAACUUGACGUUCCUCGACUUGUCAAUGAAUAGUUUGACAGGUCAGAUACCAGAAUGGGUAUUUAGAAAUCUGGGCAAGCUUGAAUAUCUCAAUCUCACAAAUAACCAAUUCGUUGGUCCCUUGUCUUCAAACAUUUCUAAUCUUUCCAAUCUCAAACAACUUAAUCUAGCGGCUAACCACUUUAAUGCUACAAUUCCUCAAGAUAUUGGUUUUCUAGCUAAUCUUCAACAUCUUGAUAUGCAAAACAAUUCCUUUGAAGGUCAAAUUCCUUCCUCCAUAGGCCAACUUAAGAAGCUUUCCUACCUCAACCUUCAAUUCAAUUCCUUGGACUCUACAAUCCCUUCUGAGCUUGGUUCUUGUACUAGACUCACCUACCUUGGUUUAUCUAGCAAUUCAUUUUCUGGUCCUAUAUCCCAUAAUCUAAUUUCUAAUUGGACUGAACUGCGCUCAUUGCACCUUCAAAACAAUAAAUUCAAUGGGCAAAUUCCAUCCCAAAUUGGAUUGUUGACAAAACUCAAUUAUCUUUUCCUGCAUCAAAAUAAUUUUUCUGGCCCAAUUCCCCAAGAUAUUGGAAACUUGAAGGACCUGAGAGAAUUAGACCUCUCUAAAAACACACUCUCAAGUCCAAUUCCUCCAACUAUAGGGAAUCUAACAAAGCUUCAGAUACUUGACCUUUCCUACAACAGAAUCAGAGGCCUAAUUCCUCAGACACUUGGGAAUCUCAGAAACCUUAAAACCUUGAUGCUUUCGGACAAUCAAAUCUUUGGCUCCAUUCCUUCUGAAGUGGGGAAUCUCACAAACCUUGAGGUAUUUCAUGUUUCCUUCAACAACCUCAGUGGACCAAUCCCGCGGGAGAUUGGAAACAUGUGGUCGUCCUUGUCUUUCUUUGAUGUUUGCAAUAACCAACUUUCAGGAGAGUUGCCUGAAACAAUUUCUAGCUUCAGCAAGUUAUCGGAAUUUUCUGUGUUGGGCAAUAAUUUGUCUGGGCCAUUUCCGGACGUUUGGAAAAACUGUUCUGAAUUGUCAAUGGUUAGGCUUGAUGGGAACCAAUUUGUUGGUCAAAUCUCACCCGACUGGGGAAAAUGUGAAAGCCUCAUCGGAUUGAGUAUGGGUAGGAACAAAUUUUCAGGACAAAUCCCACCUGAGAUUGGGAGGUUGUCAAGGUUACAGACUUUAGGCCUUGACUCUAAUAAUUUGACUGGAACAAUUCCUACAGAAAUUGGAAACAUAGGUAAGCUAUACAAGCUCAACCUUACCAAUAAUCAUUUUACUGGGUCUUUGCCUAAGUGUUUAAGCAAGUUGACUCUGCUACGAAAUCUAGAUUUGGCUAACAAUGAUUUGACUGGUAAUAUACCUAUGGAGCUUAGUAAAUUGGAUGAUCUAUUGAGCUUGAACUUGAGCCAUAAUAGAAUAUCAGGCAAAAUACCAUUCGAGUUUGGAAACUUGAAGUUUUUGUACUUGUUAGAUCUCAGCAGAAAUUUGCUUUCAGGGUCAAUCCCUCCAAGCCUUGGUCAGCUUCAAAGGUUACAGAUUCUCAAUGUCUCACAGAACUCUUUCUCAGGAGAAAUUCCAUCUUCGUUUUCAGGCAUUCUUACUUUAGAUACAAUAGAUUUUUCCUUUAACAAUUUGACUGGUCCAAUCCCAGAUAGUACUAUUUUCCAUCUUGCUCCCAGAAAUGCAUUCGUUGGAAACUCUGCUUUGUGCGGAGAUGCAGAGGGACUAGCUCCAUGCAAUCGAAGAGGAAAGUCCAACAACAAGGUUCUGAUUUAUGUUCUUGUUCCCAUUUGUGGCGUGUCAGUUUUGGCAAGCAUUAUCUCUGUGUUUCUCAUAUUGCAUCGAAACCCCAAAAGAGAAAAUGAUGAUCUGAAGGAAAAGACUUCGGAAUAUCAGUGUUGCAAAUUGGUGAUAUGGACAAGAGAAGGGAACAGAUUCAUUUUUGGAGACAUUGUGAAUGCAACCGAAAACUUCAACGAAAAGUACUGCAUUGGGAAAGGAGGCUCUGGAAGUGUUUACAAGGCAGUUUUGAGGACAGGUCAAGUUGUUGCAGUGAAAAGGCUGAAUAUAACAGAGUACUCUGUUGAUAUUCCAGACAUAUAUCUCCGGAGUUUCCAAAACGAGAUAAAGACAUUGACAGAAGUCAGGCACCGGAAUAUCAUCAAGCUUCAUGGGUUCUGUUCUUUGAAGGGAGUUAUGUACCUGGUUUAUGAAUAUGCAGAGAGAGGUUCUCUGAAGAGAGUAUUAUAUGGGAUUCAAGGUGAAACAGAACUUGGAUGGUCUAAAAGGCUGAAAAUUGUGGAAGACUUGGCAAAUGCGCUUUCCUACUUGCACCAUGAAUGCACUUUACCAAUAGUUCACAGGGACGUGACAUUGAACAACAUAUUGGUUGAUAGAGAAUUAGUGCCAAGGCUUUCAGAUUUUGGUACUGCAAAGCUUCUGACAUCAGAUUCGUCCAACUGGACCUCUGCUUUUGCUGGGUCUUUUGGCUAUAUGGCCCCGGAGCUUGCGCUUUCAAUGCAGAUCACAGACAAGUGUGACGUUUAUAGCUUCGGAGUGGUAGCGUUAGAAAUGAUGAUGGGAAAACAUCCAGGGGAACUUCUUAGCUAUGUUAAUUCAGGACCAUCAAAAUCAUUAUUAGACAUUGAUGAUAAUGCAGAAGAUUUGCUGUUGAAGGACGUUUUAGAUGAUCGGCUUCCGACACCGAAAGGUGAAGUUGCAGCAGCAGUAGUGAGAGUGGUGAUGUUAGCCUUGGCCUGCACGCAAACCUCUCCGCAGUGUCGACCAGACAUGCGCUUUGUGGUGCAUGAACUAUCCCAAAGGAGUAGGACCCGGACUCGGUUGUGUCAACCUAUAGACUUGAUCACCAUCAACAAGCUUUACAAGUGAUUUUUUCUCGUUAAUACAUAUACAUAUAACAUUUAAUUAUAUUACUAAGUGUUUGUUUAUUAUUUAUUGAUUUACUUGAUUCAUGUGGUAAGCUAUUUGUUUAGUAUUUAUUGGUUUACUUGAUCCAUAUGGUAAGCUAAUUUCGUUGCACCUAUAUUUGAGAUGUG